Messenger RNA from Racocetra persica, 1273 nucleotides. The record is from the annotation of a GenBank genome assembly. NCBI's taxonomy places the organism in Eukaryota, Fungi, Glomeromycota, Glomeromycetes, Diversisporales, Gigasporaceae.
GCUCUACUCCAAAACUCGAAGAAUAUAGAAAAGAACUACUGCCGAUAAUGCAUCAAGUACAAAGUUUGACAAAACGUUCAAUAAGAGAUUAUACUCAUUUUUUGGGGUUUUAUCCUAGUUCUUUACCACCAUUUUCAACUAGUGAUGAAGGUACAUCCAAAGCCAGCACACCUAUUGCGUCACGAGAUUCGUCGCCAGUAAGAUCAUUUAAAGAAAAAGAUGAUAAUUUAAACCCAUCUAUUAAUAUUACAGACCAACAGGUUGAUACAAAAACAACAGAUAAAAGCCGUAAACCUGUGGAAAAGGAAGCCAACUUACCUUCUGAAGUUGGAACCCUUAACUAUGUACUUAUCGGUGACCUUCACACCGGUGCUUUAUGGCAUGCUCGUAUCUCAGAAAUGCACGAAUGCAUUGAAGGUUAUCCAGUCUUUCUUCCAGCGCGAUCGAUGGCGCAAGCAGAUUACAUGGAGGUUUUGGAACGUGUUAAAAAAGCAAAUAGUCUGGCACAACAUGAAAAAUUGAAAGAGUUGGUAGAAAUAGUAAAGCAAAAAGAGAAGGAAAGGGAGGAGAAAGAACGAGAGUGGAUGGAGAAACAUCAGCAUACUAAAAUGCUUUUAGCUUCUGCAGAAGAUGACAAAGAUAUGAUAGAAGGAAAGAAACUUUCAGUAAAAAUUGGGAAAAAAACCAAAAAUACUACGCACAAUAAAAAUGGAAACUCUGUUACUCCAGUUAUUGGUAUUGAUGGUCAGAGACAUCAUCCAUGCUGUCCUCUCGCACCUGGAAAUCAUUCAUCUUCUAAAGAAAAUAACUACAAUCAUAAUCAUACCUCAUCAAUUCCUCCCUCCGCUACUUCUAAUAAUAGUAGUUCCGGUGGUAAUUCUAAUGGUAAUUCUCAUAGUACUGCAGGCGCCAACACCGGCGGUAAUGCAGGAUUUAAAACUGAUGUUGAAAAAAUUGCUCAAAAAUGUGGAACAGUGCCUUCAUCCCUUCCAGAGAUUCUUCAAGAUGAAGAAACUGCCCGCAUUGUUUAUCGUGCUAUGAAAGAGAGUUUAUUUCCUGAUGAUCCGGCAUUAGUAAUUAAAUGGGAUGAUAAAGGAUUUAAUGAUGUACCAACGGUUCCGGGCUGUCGUAAUGGUAUAGCCGGUCAGACAAAGGCCGCUCUAAUUACUCACCUCGUGACAAAUGGUGCGGUUGAUGUUUACGGAUUAAAUUUAGUUUACAUGUUUAGAAGUCAGAAUGCAUAUAGCCAGUGUGAAGAUACAAUUCCUGCAUG